This is a messenger RNA of Malania oleifera, 1731 nucleotides long. Its product is annotated as exocyst complex component EXO70H1-like. The transcript has a single exon. Gene Ontology annotation, biological process: exocytosis. Gene Ontology annotation, molecular function: phosphatidylinositol-4,5-bisphosphate binding. The coding region runs from base 1 to 1731 and encodes 576 amino acids. The record is from RefSeq and is a predicted model, not a curated record. Gene Ontology annotation, cellular component: exocyst. Lineage: Eukaryota; Viridiplantae; Streptophyta; Magnoliopsida; Santalales; Ximeniaceae.
AUGAUCGACGAAACCAUCGAUACCGUCCGUUCCCUCCUCACCAAGUGGGACCCAUCCGCCGCCGCCUCCUCCGACCCCUCCCUCUUCCGCGAUGGCAGAGCCGAAGCCCGAGACUUCAUCGCCUCCGUCAACCACCUCCGCAGGGUUAUGCACCUCCUGCUAUCCGCCCACUCCCCCACCGACCGCCUCCUUCUCGCCCACACCCUCUUGCAGCUAGCCAUGAAACGCCUCGAGAAGGAGUUCUACCAGCUCCUCUGCGCCAGCCGCCACCGCCUCGACGCCGACUCCAUCUCCGCUCCUUCCUCCCGCCUGUCCGGCGACGAAGAUGCUGUCUCCGAGGACUACGCCAGAGUAGCCGACGAAGCCGCCUCGGUUUGCGACGAUCUGAGGAUGAUUGCGGAUUGCAUGAUUAGAUCUGGAUACGGGAAAGAGUGCGCGAAGAUUUAUAAAAUUAUCAGAAAAUCGAUCGUGGAUGAAGAGAUGUAUAGGAUGGGAAUUGAACGGCUGAGAUCCGCCAAGGUGCAGAGAUUUGAUGGGGAAGUGCUGGAGAAGAGAAUCCAUGACUGGAUCAACGCGAGCAAGACCGCCGUGACUACUCUUUUUCGCGGGGAGAGAAUCCUCUGCGAUCACCUUUUUCCUGCGUCCGAGUCCAUCAGAGAAUCGUGCUUCUCUGAGGUGUCACGAGAAGGAGCGGUUAAUCUGUUGAGAUUCCCAGAACUCGUCGCAAAGACAGCUAAGAGUUCGCGGGCGAAUAUUUUCCGGCUACUAGACCUGCACGAGGCAAUGUCCGAUCUUCAACCGGCGAUCGAACUAACAUUCUCGUUCGAAUCAACCGCCCCCGUCCGAUCACAAGCGUGCAACACACUUCUCAAACUCAGCAACGCAGUCCGUGCAUCGCUGUCAGAGUUCGAAUCGUCGAUUCAGAAUGACUCGUCGAAAAAGCUGGUAGACGGCGGUGGAAUCCAUGAGCUUACGCGUUCGGCGAUGGGCCACCUCGUUCGACUCGCCGAUUAUAGCCCUGUGCUCUCCGACAUUGUUGCUCAGAUUCCGGCUCAGUAUAAAUCUCCGUUUCCUGAAUCCUUCUUCGCAGCUUCGAAUUCCGGUGAGUCGCCGGCGAAAACCUUGUCCGUACGCAUCGCGUGGCUCGUACUCGUCCUCCUCUGCAAGCUCGACACGAAGGCCAAUCUCUACAAGGACGUUUCACUCUCCUACCUCUUCCUCGCCAACAACCUCCACUUCGUCGUCGAGAGGGUCCGUCGGUCGAACCUCCGGCGCAUCCUCGGCGAGGAGUGGGUAUCGAAACAUUCACAGAGGGUGAAGCAAUACGCGGCGAAGUACGAGUCAGCGGCCUGGACGAAGAUACUGCACCUGCUGCCGGAGAAGCAAGCCACGGCGGUACCGCAGGAGGAAGCGAAGGAGUGCUUUCGGCGAUUCAACGAGGCGUUCGAGGAGGCGUACCGGAAGCAGAGGUCGUGGGUCGUGGUGGACGGCAAGCUCCGAGACGAGAUAAAGGUUUCGAUAGCGAAGAAUAUCGUGCCGGCAUAUCGAGAGUUUUACGAUACGUACGUUUCGGCGCUGAGGGGAGAGAAGGAUUUGGAGCUUCUGGUCAGAUUUUGCCCUGACAAUUUGGGGAAUUACCUGUCGGACAUGUUCCACCGCAUGGGAAGCUCGACUUCUACAUCGUCGUCUUCGUCUUGGUCUUCGUCACUACGGAAAUCUCUCUCUCUCUGA